Messenger RNA from Helianthus annuus (common sunflower), 1952 nucleotides. Its product is annotated as protein NRT1/ PTR FAMILY 1.2. Gene Ontology annotation, molecular function: transmembrane transporter activity. Gene Ontology annotation, biological process: transmembrane transport. The coding region runs from base 78 to 1796 and encodes 572 amino acids. The record is from RefSeq and is a predicted model, not a curated record. NCBI's taxonomy places the organism in Eukaryota, Viridiplantae, Streptophyta, Magnoliopsida, Asterales, Asteraceae. Gene Ontology annotation, cellular component: plasma membrane. The transcript has 4 exons.
UCAAUCUAUAAUCAUUCAUCCUUCAGUAAUCAGCAUCCUAAUCUAAGUUGAUCGAACGAGGAAUUCGUGGACCCACAAUGGAAGAAGACUCGUAUCAACAAAAAUCGAGCAUCGACACAGAAUUACAAACCGAAUUACUCCCUCACAAUCAUCAGGCUCAUAAGGGGGGCAUGAUAACCAUGCCUUUCAUCAUAGUGAACGAAGCAUUUGAGAGAGUGGCGAGUUAUGGAUUGAUGCCGAACAUGAUAUUCUACCUCAUGGAUGUUUAUCACAUGGAACUUGCAACUGGAACAAGCAUACUUUUGAUUUGGUCAGCGCUUUCAAACGGUCUCUCCAUUUUUGGAGCUUUCAUCUCUGAUUCAUACUUUGGUAGGUUUCGGGUCAUUGCAAUCGGGUCUCUCUCCACCCUUCUUGGGAUGACUUCUCUCUGGUUAACUGCCGUGCUUCCACCAUUAACGCCUUCUUCUUGCAAUGAACCCGACACCAGUUGCAACCCACCAACACCAACGCAAUUCGCUUUUCUUUUCUCAUGUUUCAUUCUACUCUCAAUCGGAUCUGGUUGCAUCAGACCGUGUUCCAUAGCCUUUGGUGCAGACCAGCUUAAACACCAUCCAACCCUAAACAACCAGAGGCUCAUUGAUAGCUACUUUAACUGGUACUAUGCUUCUACAGCGACUUCAGCAAUCGUUGCUUUUAGUGUUAUGGUCUACAUUCAAGAGCAACUUGGUUGGCAGGUCGAAUUUGCAGUUGCUGUUCUGAUAAUGCUUUGUUCUACUUUUAUGUUCUUACUCGGAUCUUCUCUUUACGUCAAAGUGAAAGCCAGCGAGAGCCUGUUUUCAGGGCUAAUUCAAGUUUUAUUCGUUGCUUUUAAGAACCGUAGGAUUCGUCUUCUACGUGAUGACUGCUACAAUCAUAGUGAACAAGCGGACCGGGUUGAGCUAACUGACAACUUAAGGUUUCUCAACAAAGCAUGUGUUGUCAGAGAUUUGAACCUUGAUUCUUUGGAAGUGGAUCCAUGGAGUGUGUCAACUGUUAAAAAGGUGGAAUCCCUGAAAUCGUUAAUUCUGGUAUUACCAUUAUGGUCUACGGGCAUUCUAAUAUUCACGACCAUUACACAAAGUUUCCCAACUCUCCAAGCGAAAACAAUGAACCGAUAUGUCACCCCAUGGUUUGAGAUCCCGGCUGCAUCAUUUAGCUUAUUCUUGAUCUUGACACUUACAUUGUGGGUCACAUUUUACGACUGUAUCUUGGUCCCAUUUCUAGCAAAAUAUACACACCAGCCGCGUGGAUUCCAUCCUAAAACUCGAAUGGGAAUUGGGUUAGCAAUCUCGACCGUGGGCAUGAUUGUAUCCGCAAUUGUGGAAACCAAACGACGGGAUUUGGCAGGUCCAAAUACGACAGUUGACAUGUCAGCAAUGUGGUUGGUUCCCCAAUAUGCAUUACUAGGUUUAGCAGAGGCAUUUAAUUCAAUUGGGCAGAUGGAGUUUUAUUAUUCUGAGCUCCCAAAAAGCAUGUCGAGUAUAGCCAUAGCCAUGUUCAUGGUGAGCAAUGCAAUUUCUGGGCUUGUUGGAAGCCUUUUGAUUAAUGUUGUGGAUGCAGUCACCACCAAAAGGGGUAACACAAGUUGGCUAUCGAGUGAUAUUAACGAGGGUCACUUGGAUUACUACUACUGGUUACUUUGUUUUCUGAAUCUACUUAACUUUUUUUACUACUUAGUAUGUUGUCGUAUUUAUCGGAGUUCUUCAUUGUCAGGGAGGCAUGAGCUCGGACAAGAAGGAUUUCAUUUUGGGCAUUAAAGUUCAAUUUUUAUUUCCAAUAUGUCAUUACAAUGUACUAUCCAAUAAAACAAAUUCAUAGUAUCAGGAUGCUUGAAGCCCUUUUGAUAGGGUACUUAACAGAAGAUGUGAUUAUGUACGGUUAUUAUAUAUAUAUACACACACUAGUCCUUUUUA